AUGUUAGGCAGGUACUCAAAAGGCUUACGGAUCUGGUGCCAUUGUAUUGGCGUUUGGUUUAGUACAUUUAGCGCAACUGAAGUGCUUGGCGUGAAGUUUGUUGAUUCGUCCGACCGUACUGAUGGUAAAGACUCCGAGAAGCCAGGUCGGUCUGGAUCGUUUACGAAGAGAUCUUGUGCGAUAGCCCUUGCUAACUUCCGGCGCGUGGAUGCCGCGAUCACCGCGGUGUUAGAUGCUGCGUUAGAAGAGCAGAGAGACGAGCAAAGCAGAAGCCCAUCCUUCAAUGCGCCGGCAGACAAUUAUAGCACAACAGACAAACCAAUGAUAACCCAACUCAAACAUCCCGGUCAUUUUGGUCAAUCCAAGACCACCCCCAAUCCAGCUCUAAUCGCCCGACUAGAGGAGCUACUAGUCAUUUCCAGCGCAGCCGACCACACCUGGACAGAAUAUUCCUAUGCGGACGGCCAAUCGGAAUGGGUUCUUGAGCUAAACACUGAGGCUAUCUUGCCAGUCAUAUCGAGUAACUACAACAACUACCAUGUCAUUGGUGUAUGGGAGCGUUGGGGAGAGAAAGACUACGACCAGUGUGUUGAAGACUUGCGCUCGUUGCGGGUCAUCAAAAGCGCCAUCCCUGUGCGGAUUUUAGGCCUCAAGAUGGAGUACGCGCAGAAAGCUGGCCGGUUACUGCUUCUUCUCAUGCGAGUGCUGGACGUACCAAGGCUCAGCAUCGACUGGCUCGACCCAACUGAGGAGGGUGACGCGCUUGAUCUAGAGGACAUGCGAGCAUGGGUAGCAAACAUACCGCCGCACAUAAAACGGCGACCAACCACAUUCCACAUGUUCAAAGCUGGCCGCGGUCGGCGAUGGGAUCCGUUCUUUGCGCUGGUCAACGAAAGCUAUACCACGCAAAAGAAGCGAUUAGCAGGCCAUAAAUAA
Molecule: messenger RNA, 936 nt
Organism: Nematocida homosporus
Lineage: Eukaryota; Fungi; Microsporidia
Exons: 1
Coding region: 1-936 (311 amino acids)
Source: RefSeq, a predicted model, not a curated record